CUCGUUGUUUACAAGCUCUCUUAUUACUACUUCUCUCUUCCUCUCUCUCCCUCUCUCUCUUCUCCUCCUCUCUUGUCGCAGCGAUUUCCACGCCAUUAGAGGGGGACAAACCUUGAGAGAGAGUGAGAGAGAGAGAGAGAGAGGGGUUUGCAACCAUCCCAGAAGACUUUUUCCAGCUCCGAAAGCAUGGUAUCUCUUAGCCAAAGCUCCAUUCUGGGCUGUGGGCAGACGACGGGAUUGCUGGGGUUGGGGAGGAGUAGGAGCUUGGCAGUUACGAGGAGAUCUGGGUUGGUGGUGAGGUGCAGUGGGGUUGCGAGGAGAGGGAGCUUGGCGAUGGAGAAUGUGAGUGAGAGCAACGGGUCGGCUGCUGCCUCGGUGGUGGACGCGAAAUCCGCCGUUGGUGGUGGCGUGCAGGAUGUCUACGGCGAGGAUCGUGCCACGGAGGAGCAGCAUGUCACCCCUUGGGCCGUCUCUGUUGCUAGUGGCUACUCACUGUUGAGAGAUCCACACCACAACAAAGGGCUUGCUUUCAAUGAGAAAGAGAGAGAUGCACACUACUUGCGUGGCCUCCUCCCACCUGCUGUGGUUAGCCAAGACCUUCAGGAAAGGAAGAUCAUGCACAGUCUUCGCCACUAUAAGGUGCCACUUCAGCGAUACAUGGCGUUGAUGGAUCUGCAGGAGAGGAAUGAGAGGCUUUUCUACAAGCUUUUGAUUGAUCAUGUUGAGGAGCUGCUUCCUGUUGUUUACACACCUACAGUUGGCUUGGCUUGCCAGAAGUAUGGUGCCAUUUUUAGAAGGCCACAAGGACUAUUCAUCAGUUUGAAGGAGAAGGGGAAGAUUCUUGAGGUAUUGAGGAACUGGCCUGAGAAGAGGAUUCAAGUUAUUGUGGUUACUGAUGGAGAACGAAUUUUGGGGCUUGGAGAUCUUGGCUGCCAGGGAAUGGGAAUUCCUGUGGGAAAACUUUCAUUGUACACUGCACUGGGAGGACUCCGCCCAUCUGCGUGCCUACCUAUCACAAUUGAUGUGGGAACAAACAAUGAGCAAUUGUUGAAGGAUGAGUUUUAUAUUGGGUUGAGGCAGAGACGGGCUACUGGACAGGAAUAUUUGGAGCUUUUGGAUGAAUUCAUGUCUGCAGUCAAGCAGAAUUAUGGAGAAAAAGUCCUUAUCCAGUUUGAAGACUUCGCGAACCAUAAUGCAUUCACAUUGCUUGAUAGAUACAGCAGAUCACACCUUGUGUUCAAUGAUGAUAUUCAGGGCACUGCUUCUGUGGUCCUUGCAGGGGUAGUUGCAGCACUAAAGUUGGUUGGUGGAACUUUGGCAGAGCACACUUUCUUGUUCCUUGGAGCUGGAGAGGCUGGCACUGGUAUAGCGGAACUCAUAGCUCUUGAAAUGUCAAAGCAGACAAAAGCUCCAUUGGAGGAGAGUCGCAAAAAGAUAUGGCUGGUGGAUUCUAAGGGAUUGAUUGUCGACUCCCGGAAGGACUCACUUCAGCAUUUCAAGAAACCUUGGGCACAUGAACAUGAACCUGUAAAAAACCUCUUGGACGCGGUUAAGGCCAUCAAACCUACUGUACUGAUUGGAUCAUCUGGAGUGGGUAGGACAUUCACACAAGAGGUGGUUGAAGCCAUGGCUUCAUUUAAUGAGAAACCCUUGAUUCUUGCUCUGUCAAACCCAACCUCACAAUCUGAGUGUACUGCUGAGCAAGCUUAUACAUGGAGCAAGGGCCGUGCAAUUUUUGCUAGUGGCAGUCCAUUUGAUCCUGUUGAAUAUGAGGGCAAGGUUUUCGUUCCCGGCCAGGCAAACAAUGCUUACAUCUUCCCUGGAUUCGGCCUUGGUCUGGUGAUGUGCGGAGCGAUCCGUGUACACGAUGACAUGCUUCUUGCAGCCUCCAAAGCUUUGGCUCAGCAAGUGACUCAAGAACACUACGAUAAAGGAUUGAUCUAUCCGCCUUUCACAAAUAUCAGAAAAAUAUCUGCACAUAUCGCGGCCAAAGUUGCUGCCAAAGCAUAUGAGCUUGGGCUUGCUAGUCAUCUCCCUCGUCCGGAGAACCUGGUGGAGCACGCGGAGAGCUGCAUGUACACUCCUCUCUACCGUAACUACCGAUAAACCAGCUCGAGUUUUACCACAGAAUAGAAUCCAUAUAUAUAUAUAUAUAUAGUGAUCAUUUUAUGCAGCUAUUUUUAAAGCUGCAGUUUAAGUUCAGUUAUGGUUGUGGUUGCUGUUGUGGUUUUUAAUUAAUUAGUUUGGGAAAAAGGCUUUUAAUUGUGUGGGAUUUAUGGUAUUAAUAAUUCUUUUGGUGCUGGUUUGAGGUUCAAAUGCAGCAUUUGGGUUUUAAGUUACUUAGCCUGCAGUGGAGGCUGUUGGAUCUAAUUAAUGAGUAUUCGUUGUAUCAUGACUCUUUGCUUUAUAUUGCAUAUUCAUUAUAGAUUUAAA
Messenger RNA from Dioscorea cayenensis subsp. rotundata (Guinea yam), 2433 nucleotides. Its product is annotated as NADP-dependent malic enzyme-like. Bases 187 to 2106 code for a protein of 639 amino acids. The record is from RefSeq and is a predicted model, not a curated record. Gene Ontology annotation, cellular component: chloroplast. Gene Ontology annotation, molecular function: NAD binding; malate dehydrogenase (decarboxylating) (NADP+) activity; malate dehydrogenase (decarboxylating) (NAD+) activity. Lineage: Eukaryota; Viridiplantae; Streptophyta; Magnoliopsida; Dioscoreales; Dioscoreaceae. Gene Ontology annotation, biological process: pyruvate metabolic process; malate metabolic process. The transcript has 20 exons.